GUCUUCAUCUCUCACGGACACGACAUUAGCAUCGGCGGAAUUCCAUUUAAUGCAAAAUCUAGACCCAACCCAGGAUCCAAAUCUAACCAAAUUCCAUAGAUCUGAUCUCACACCCACACUCCAAUCCAUAACCGUUUUUAAUUUUCGUAUUCCAACGUCACACUCUUUUUCCUCCAAUCAAUCAAUUCCAAAAUUAGUUUAAUCACAAUCUUUCACAUUUUUGCGCUCAAUUUUUCGGCAAGAGUAAAUAGAUUUGUAAUUGUAGAUAUUUUCAUUUCCUCCAAAUCAUGGAGCCAAAAAAAUGUAUAAAAACCACAUCUCCACCAAUACUGUCCAAGCCAUUAAGAAGAUUGAAAUUGAUUUUGAUUGUAAUGGCUUCUUUUCUUGUUUCAUUGGCCCUUCUAUCUCUCAUCCUCUUCUUCUCCCUCUCCACCGCCUCCCGCCACCGCCAGAAUACUUCUUCCGGCGGUCUAUCUGCGAAGGAAAUCAUCCAUGAAGCCUGCAAGGCCUCACGUGAUCCACCCACAUGCGAGGCCGCGUUGGCUCAAUCCAAUCACGUGCCUUACGACGCUACAAUUAUGCAGGUAAUUCAAACUGCCAUGUGGGUGUCCUCACAAAAUCUUAAAAAGGCUCAAGGCAUGGCACAGGAGAUUCUGGAAGCAUCCACAGGGAAUGUAAACCAGAUUAUAGCGGCAAAAAGUUGUCUAGAGGUGCUGCAUUAUUCAUAUUGCAGAAUUAAUAUGACGAAUGUAGCACUCGCGAGUGGCAAGAUCAAAGACGCACGCGCAUGGAUGAGUGCGGGUCUGGCAUAUCAAUACGACUGCUGGGGAGGGUUAAAGAACUCGAACCAGACGUCUCAUAUAAAUCAAACGAUAGCGUUUUUGUAUUCUCUCGCCGGGUUGAGCAGCAAUGCAUUGGGCAUGAUUGUAAAUUAUGACAAUUUCGGUAAUAAAACCGAGUCCUGGGAUCCGCCCAAGACCGAGCGGGACGGGUUCUGGGAAGGCGGGUCGGGUGACCCCGUGUUCGUCGGUGGAGUGCCUUCGGACCUGAAGGCGGACGUGACAGUGUGCAAAACAGGCGGUUGCUCCUACGAGACAGUGCAGGACGCGGUGAAUGCAGCACCGGAUUACCUGCCGGAGGGAAAACGGUUCGUGAUCCGGAUCCAGACCGGGGUUUAUAAUGAGACAGUCCGGAUCCCAUUUGAGAAGAAGAACGUGGCGUUCUUGGGGGAUGGCAUGGGCAAAACCGUCAUUACAGGGUCUCUGAAUGUAGGCCUGGAAGGGGUGUCCACAUAUAAUUCUGCCACCGUCGGAGUUCUUGGCGAUGGAUUUAUGGCCAGUGGACUUACUAUCGAGAACAAGGCGGGCCCUAAUGCUCAUCAAGCAGUGGCUUUCCGAUCAGAUAGUGAUCAAUCCAUCAUAGAAAAUUGCGAGUUUCUUGGCAAUCAAGACACAUUAUAUGCCCAUAGCCUCCGCCAGUAUUACAAGUCAUGUCGCAUUCAAGGCAAUGUGGAUUUCAUAUUUGGAAAUUCAGCUUCAUUUUUUCAGGACUGUCUCAUCUUUCUUUCUCCUCGACAAGUCGAUCCUGAAAAGGGUGAGACUAAUGCAGUGACAGCCCACGGAAGAAUGGACCCUGCCCAAUCUACCGGAUUUGUCUUUCAAAAUUGUACAAUUAACGGCACUGAUGCAUAUAAUGCUUUGUUUAAGAGCAACCCUAGUGUACACAAGAAUUACCUGGGAAGGCCAUGGAAGGAGUACUCAAGAACAGUUUUCAUUCAUUCUACAUUGGAGGCUCUUAUUACACCAGAUGGCUGGCUGCCUUGGGAUGGUGAUUUUGCAUUGAAGACGCUUUAUUAUGGAGAAUUCGAGAACAAAGGCGCCGGAGCUAACACAACAAAAAGAGUCACGUGGAGUAGCGUGAUCCCAGCCGAGCAUGUAAACUCGUACACGGUCCAGAAUUUCAUCCAAGGUGACCAGUGGAUUCCUAAAUCCUCUUGAGUGAAGAGCACAGAUAAUGUUGUGGUUUCUACU
Molecule: messenger RNA, 2030 nt
Organism: Olea europaea var. sylvestris
Lineage: Eukaryota; Viridiplantae; Streptophyta; Magnoliopsida; Lamiales; Oleaceae
Product: probable pectinesterase/pectinesterase inhibitor 51
Exons: 2
Coding region: 288-1997 (569 amino acids)
Biological process (GO): cell wall modification
Molecular function (GO): pectinesterase inhibitor activity; pectinesterase activity
Source: RefSeq, a predicted model, not a curated record